AUGUCGAAUCCUCGCGGAAAACCUCCGCCACAACGGAAAUUGGGUAGUCCAACUACUGCGUUCGAUGUUGUGUUUGGAGUUGCGGUUCAAAUUGCCCGAAAGUUGUUGUUCAUCUCGCCUGCCAAGAAGGCGAUUUUCCAUCUUGUUUUGAUCGUCACACUGUCGAUUUAUUCAGUGUAUUCUACUCUUCCUGAAGUUUACUUGGCACAAGUAAGUUUUUUUCAAAUUUUUUGAUUUGAUAUUUAGGCAUUUUUGAAGCUUCUUUUUAUAUUAUACAUGGCCAUGAUUGAUCAAAAUUUUAAGCUUUUAUUUUGAAGUCCAAAAUAAGGUUUGUGCCAUUUCAGAAGCAUAAUAUCCUCAAUUUGUACUUCACAAAAAUUGGAUGGUUCUGGACUCUCCUCGCCCUUGUCCCAUUCGUCUCUUUGACCUCCUACAUUCAUCAUAAUUCAAUUCGAACAACUUUGAUCCAUCUGACUCGGCUAGUGGUUGCAACUGGGUUUUGGUACUUGUGUACUGGAACGUAAGUCAUUUUUUCGCUUAUUUCAAUUCAAAAUUUAGUUUUCUGCACGUCGAAAAAGUGACUGGAAAAUGCAUGGGAUUCCCGGAAGCUCUGAAUCGACAUGCCUGCUCGAAAGAUGGUGGAAAGUGGGUUCCAGGAUUUGAUAUCUCAGGACACGCUUUCAUUUUGCUGUACAGCAUCUUGUUGAUGAGUGAGGAGGUAAGGUUUGCGAGUUUAUGGAGGUCGGAUAUUAUUUUAGGUAACUAUUAGCUAAAAAAUUUAAUAGGUUGGAGGAGAAGUGUAAUCAAGGUCCGAAUUUUUUUCAUAGUGCGUUGUAAGAAUAUCUUUGUUGAUUUUCGAAAGUUUCGUGUUUCAAUUUUUGGUAAGAGCUGAGAUAUAGCGAUAUUGUAGUAGGUUAGAGAGCAAGGAAAAUAUUAUAGAAAUUACGCUAACCUGAGGGAAUUAUUGGUCGGGAUAGGUCUCAAAGGUCUCGUUUUUAAGUCUUGUCCAAAAAAUUUUCAUUUUCCUACGGAAAUUUCGUCAAAAACGAGAUUUUUUGUAUUUCAAGGUCCAAUUUUCCGAAAAAGUUUGAAAAAUGGCAAAUAUUCUUUUUGUAAAGCUUUUUGAAGGCUGUCAAUAGUUUCUAUUUGAAGAUUAAUCAAUAUUUUCUUAUUUUUAGGCCAUUUCCUUCCGUCAUUGGCCCACCACCCCACUCCAUAAUCACAUCUCCCAUGACUAUCAUCGGAACCAAACCAAGACCGUCCAAUGGCUCUUUAUUGCCAUUUUUGUCCUCCAUAUUAUCUGGGAUAUCCAGUUGAUCGUGACCUCGCUGUAUUUCCACACAAUGUCCCACAAAGUUAUUGGAGCAUUAUUUGCGAUUGGCGCAUGGGUGGUAACAUAUCGGAUAUGGUAUCCGAAAGCCAUUAUUUUGCCGUUACCCACAAGAAGGAAGGAUUCGGUCGUCACGAAUGUGAAUAUUACAAACAAAAAAGGACGUUAG
This is a messenger RNA of Bursaphelenchus xylophilus (pine wood nematode), 1499 nucleotides long. The record is from the annotation of a GenBank genome assembly. NCBI's taxonomy places the organism in Eukaryota, Metazoa, Nematoda, Chromadorea, Rhabditida, Aphelenchoididae.